Molecule: messenger RNA, 3210 nt
Organism: Dicentrarchus labrax (European seabass)
Lineage: Eukaryota; Metazoa; Chordata; Actinopteri; Moronidae
Product: trace amine-associated receptor 13c-like
Exons: 2
Coding region: 324-1202 (292 amino acids)
Biological process (GO): G protein-coupled receptor signaling pathway
Cellular component (GO): membrane
Molecular function (GO): trace-amine receptor activity
Source: RefSeq, a predicted model, not a curated record
AAGUUGCGCUCAUUUACAGUCUGCUGUCCUGCAUUACUCUGCUCACUGUGGUUCUCAACCUGCUGGUCAUCAUCUCCGUCUCCCACUUCAGGCAGAGAUAAACUUUUCAGCUUGGCCUAUAAAUUGUUUGGUUUUUUGGUUACACUUACAUAGUUUUGAGUUAGGCAGAAUAUUGUCACAUUUAGGUAUCUGAUGAAAACAUUAGCAGAUUUUGACAAAACAAAAGAUUCUGUUUUUUUCCAUGUGCCUUUACUAGAAUGUUGUGCUGUUAGGCUUAUGGCUACAGGCCAAUUCAUACUACUAAUGUUAUAACUACUACAAAAAUGAUUCUUACACGCACUGUAUAUGACAAUGUGUUCAUGUUGAUAUUUUCCCAUUUCAGGCAGCUCCACACCACCACCAACCUCCUCAUCCUCUCUCUGGCUGUCGCCGACUUCCUUCUGGGUUUCCUGCAGAUGCCAAUUGAAAUCCUCCUCUUCCAAGGCUGCUGGAUGCUGGGUGACUUUGUAUGCGCUGUUAAUUACUUUUUAGGUUUCCUUAUUGUCAGUGUUUCAGUAGGAAACAUGGUGCUCAUAUCAGUCGAUCGCUAUGUGGCUAUUUGUGACCCCAUGUUGUACUCCACCAAAGUCACUCCGAAAAGAGUUAAGUUCUGCAUUGCUAUGUGUUGGAUAUUUUCAGCUGUUCACAGCACCUGGAUACUGAGGGAUUUAUUGAAACAACCAGACAGGUAUAGAUCCUGUUAUGGAGAGUGUCUCAUUAUAAUGAAUUAUGUUGAAGGAGCUUUUGACUAUGCUGUGACCUUUGUUGGCCCCAUCGUUGUCAUCAUAGUUCUAUAUCUGAGAAUAUUUGUGGUGGCUGUGUCUCAGGCUCGUGCCCUGCGCUCCCACAAUGCAGCUGUCACACUCCAGCGGUCAAAGACAGUAACUGCUAAGAAAUCUGAGAUGAAGGCAGCCAGGACUCUCGGUGUUGUUGUAGUUGUGUUUAUUCUGUGCUCAUGUCCAUAUUACUGUUUCACUGUUGCAGCUGAGAACAACCUGAUGGAGGCGACAUCUGUAGUGGCUCAGCUUUGGCUGUUGUAUUCAAACUCCUGUCUAAACCCUAUAAUCUAUGCCUUUUUCUACCCCUGGUUCAGAAGAUCUAUUAAACACAUUUUUACACUUCAGACAUUUAAGCCCGGCUCAUCUGAUACCAACAUACUAUAGAGAAAGACUGUGAUGGCUUAAACAAUUCUUUCUCUACUAAGGGAAAAUAAUUUUUCAUGCUGUUGUCAAUACAUCAAAUUUACAUGUCCUAACAUUAGGAAAAUUAAAUAUAAUAUGAAGAAAAUCAAUGUAUGUUUAUAGAAUGCAAAAUCACAUAUACAUUUGUCUGUAUCAGACACCCUGAUUCUUUCAUUCUUUGUUUGCUUUUGAUUGCCGACACCGGACAAUAAUUACCUGGAUCCAAAAGAUCCAACGGUAUCCAAGUUUAUGGAAAUGUACCCAGGUAUGCAUGUCAUAUCAUAUAUCAUAUAUAAUAUCAUAUCAAAAUGAAAAUAAAAUCUGUCUAAUUGUUUUAAAAAGAAUAUUGCUUUUGUUGAGAAAUCUUGUGAAUGGUAUUUUUAUGGCAACACAAAGACCUGUAGCAUAUAAGGAUAACCACCAAACUUAAGCUCUGAUUGGGGACUUGGUUUCAGGGUAGAGUAAGGUAAUUCACUGUGUUUGAUCAUUUCAAAACAAAUAUUAUUUCUGUCAUCUGCUUAUAAUACUAGGCUGUUUACCUGUAAUAAUGCCAUGUGUUGCAGUUGCUAGUUCAGACAACUGGCACCUUUUCUAUUCCAAUUCAGGCAUAGUUAUACAGUGGCUUGCUUUUUCUGACUGAGGAACAAUAUUAAGUUUUUUUAAAAAGUAAAUAAAUAGGAUCUGUUUGUGCACAGUAAUUAAAUGGAAUCAAUGAAAGUAUCAAUAACUUAUAACGUUAAUAUAUCAAUAAGUAAUAUCUAUGAGUGGAUGUAUCAAUAGAAUUUUCAUUAGCAAUCCUUAAAAAUAAUAUAGUUACAGUAUUAGUUUUCCCUCAUUAAUUGGCAAAUGUCAGUUUAUAAGGGGUUUUAUUAAACUUGUACCAGUUAUACCAGUUGUACCACAAUACAUUUGUAUUUAUUUAUUUAUUUAUUUUCAUAACAAUUUUGGUUACGGAAACACACCAUUAUAUAAUCCGUCAUGACCAUAAGGACAAAAGGCCUUGAUAUAACAGUGUAUGGUCUACACAAUAUCAAGUGUCUUAAUAACAUACUAUGUUUGCUUCAGUCCCAGUAUCUGUCACCUGGGCUUUCAAGUGAAUACAAUUGGCCAUUAUUUAACCUGAUUCUGAUUCCUCCCAGAAAUAAUACCAUUCAGCUUCUCUCAUGCACUGUACCUGGUUGUGGCCAGCACUGUGCUACAGCCACUGAUCACCUGAAUUGUAAAAAUGUGUUGACCACACCCAUGUGUGUUUUGAAAUUUAGGAGUUUUGGAACAAAAAGUGUUUGUAUUUCACAAAAUGGUACUUAAGCAGGGUGUGGGUGUGGCUUAAACAUGAAGUGGGUGUAGUUAGCCAGAGGUAAUUGAAAUUGAUAUGUGUUGAUCAGAAGUUGCUACAUGAAAACUACUUACACAACCUCAGAAUUGAGCUUCAGAACAAUGUUUUUGAUCACAAGAGUAAGAAAUGCAUUUACAGGAAAAGUAUUUUUUAUAUAAGAUUUGCUAUAUUUAUAAGUACUGAUACUGACACAUUUUACUCUGAUGAUACUCGUACUGGGAAAAAGUACGUUAUCUGUACCAGAUACUUGUUUCAACUAAGUACUCGCUCAAUUAAUAAACAAUUUAAAUUUAGUUUUAGUGGGUUUGGGGGUCUGUAAGUAGGGUAUACGGGUGGGCAGCGUGAGGAUAUGACUGAAUUUGACAAGGGCCAAAUUGUGAUGGUUAGACGACUGGGUCAGAGCAUCUCCAAAACUACAGCUCUUGUGGGGUGUUCCCGGUCUGCAGUGGUCAGUACCUAUCUAAAGUGCUCCAAGGAAGGAAAAGCGGUGAACAGGAGACCAAGGCUCAUUGAUGCAUGUGGGGAGUGAAGGCUGGCCCGUGUGGUCUGAUCCAACAGACGAGAAUACUGUCAUUUACUUCUUUUUACUUUACUUUACUGAACUCAAGAUCAUCUUGUACAAAUGUUCUGUAAAUAAAGAAAAUACCAUUAAAA